CACGUUCGUAUUAACAAGUUGUUGAAAGCACGAAAGUGCUAAAGCUCGUUUUCAAUACAUGUAAAGAAAGACUCAAAUCAAAGUCAAUGAAAGAAGGCAAACUAUAUACAGAAACCCUAUGCUAAGGAAACUCAGGUGGGCGGACGGCUUGUAAGUUCCAAGUCUACGACUUCAAUCGGCUUCCAGAUCGAUUUUUUCGUAGUAUUGUCCAGCUUUCGAUUCAAGUCAAGGUCACAGUUUCCAUACCCAAGUGAGAAUGAAGAAGGUGUUUCUCAAAUUGGACGUGCACGAUGAGGAGGGAAAGCAGAAGGCUGUGAAACGGGUUUCGAGCUUUUCAGGUAGCGACUCCAUUUCCAUGGACAUGACGGUAAAUGGUGAUGCUGAUCCUGUUGCUGUUGUAAAUGAAUUAAGGAAAGAUUGGAACGUGGAUAUUUUGACUAUCGUGCCAGAAAAAGAGGAGGAGAAAGAGAAUGGCAAGAAAGAAGAGCCUGCUUACACAGCUGAUGAAAGACAGAAAGCAGAGCUUGAUGAACAAAAAAAGAAAGCUAAGAUUAAGAAGCUACUUUACGAAAGCGAAGGUGAUUCUAUAUAUGGUCAUAUGGCAAGUACCUCUGAGGAGAGGCCAAAUUCUUGUGUCAUAUGUUGAUUGUCGGGAUGGGAUUUUCAGGGUAAAAUACAACUUUGAAACUCAUUAAUUUACUGAUGACAAACCAAUAAAAGGUUCUCUUGUUUUGUAUGCUUCGUGUAGUCCGAAGAACAUGAUGAUUGUUUACAUAAAAAAAUAAAUGAUUCAUUUCAUAA
Populus euphratica (Euphrates poplar) is the source of this 801-nucleotide messenger RNA. RefSeq lists its product as uncharacterized. The record is from RefSeq and is a predicted model, not a curated record. The transcript has 4 exons. Bases 257 to 646 code for a protein of 129 amino acids. Lineage: Eukaryota; Viridiplantae; Streptophyta; Magnoliopsida; Malpighiales; Salicaceae.